Messenger RNA from Dacryopinax primogenitus, 1889 nucleotides. RefSeq lists its product as uncharacterized. Gene Ontology annotation, molecular function: phosphopantetheine binding. The annotation marks the transcript as partial. The transcript is spliced from 3 exons. The record is from RefSeq and is a predicted model, not a curated record. NCBI's taxonomy places the organism in Eukaryota, Fungi, Basidiomycota, Dacrymycetes, Dacrymycetales, Dacrymycetaceae.
AUGUUUGGCCGUGCGCGUACCCAGGUCGGGCUGAUCGUCGAGCCCGUCGAGACCGUCUCUAUCAAAACGGAGGAAGAUCUCGCCAACUUCCGCAACCUCAUCUGGCCCGACAUCGAGAAAGCGAACGCGUUCGCACCGCAGCACUCGCGCAUCUUUAAGGAGUUCAUCCUUGUGAGCGGUACGAAGAAGAAGCCUUUGAUCAGGACUGCGAAGGGCACUGUUUCCCGCAACGCCUGCUUGCAGCAGUACGAGCAGGAGAUCGAGGCGAUCUACGCUGCUGCCGAGCUCCCUACUAAGGCUGUAUGGGCCCAGCCACCUACGACAUGGGACGAGCCAGCACUGUACGAAUUCGUCAUCCGCGUCGUCAACGGCGUCAUGCGGUCGGACAAGAAGGACGUUCCUGCAGUGGACGAGAACCGCGACUUGUUCGAACAGGGAUGCGACAGUCUCCAAGCGACGUACAUCCGUGCGGCUAUCACGAAUGCUCUGCGGGAUGCGCCCAAGCCGGAGGGAAAGUCGGACAUCGCUGCUGUCUCCGUUCCCCAGAAUUUGGUCUUCGCUUUCCCGUCCAUUCGUCGCCUAGCGGCGUACAUGAUGAAGUCCGUCGGUGGGCUCGGAGCGGAGAAUGACGCUGCUGCCGAUACUGCUGCCGCGAUUGAAGCUAUGCUCGGGAUGAUCGACAAGCACACGCGGGACUUCCCGAUCCACAGGCCUGGCACGCGCUCCAUCGACGGCGAGGUCGUGCUCAUCACAGGCACUACUGGAACUCUGGGCACGUACCUCCUCCAAGAACUGUUGGAGGACUUCCGCGUUUCUCGUGUGUAUGCGAUCAACAGGCCCAGCAGUGAGAAGGGGCUGCCUGCGAGGCAGCGCUUGGCGUUUGUGGACCGUGGCGUGGAGAGGAAGCUGCUGAUCUCGCCUAAGCUUCAUCUCCUCGAGGCCGAUACCAACAAGCCUGACCUCGGUCUGGAUGCUAUGACACUGGGAGAGAUCCGCAAUACGGUGACUGCUGUUAUCCAUAAUGCAUGGAGGCUUGACUUUAACCUUUCCCUCUCCUCCUUUGAAUCGCACGUCAAGUCUACUCGGCAUCUCGUGGACCUUGCUCUCUCUGUCAAGGCCCCAACUCCCGCUCAGGUCAUCUUCACCUCGUCUAUUGGUACACUGCAGAACUGGCGCGAGCCUCGGGCCGUCCCAGAGAACGCCAUUGACGACCCGUCCGUCGCGCUUGGCAAUGGGUAUGGCGAGAGCAAGUGGGUCGCUGAACGGGUCAUGGUUGCCGCUGCUCAGCAACGCGGUGUGCAGGCUACGAUCUGGCGCGUGGGCCAGUUGGCGGGAUCGACCCAGAAUGGCGCGUGGAACACGACCGACUGGGUGCCUAUUAUUGCCAAGGGUGGACAGGUUAUGGGUGCUCUACCUAGUUUCCCAGGAGGAGACGUGAGCUGGUUGCCGACUGAUUGCGCUGCUAAGGCUAUCGUGGACGGCCUGCACAACGUUGACGCCGAUUCCGAGACGAGUUAUCGUUACCUGCAUCUUGUGCACCCUCACCCCACGAAAUGGGACUACAUCGCGAGCCAUAUGUCGAAAAUCCUCAAGGUCCCUGUUGUACCUUUUGGAGAAUGGUACAGCAUGCUGGAGAAGGCAGCGACUACGGGCGGUCCACAGGCUGCGGAGAGUAAUCCGGCCAUCAAGUUGAUGGAUUUCUUCGGUCGGGGAUACAAGGCUCUGGAAGAGAACACGAAGCAGGGCAAGUACAAGCCGAAGGAGGCGAUGGGCAUGCCAGACCUGCAAACGAACAAGGCCGUGGAAGUGAGCGAAACGCUGAGAGGAUCGAAGGUGUUGGGCCAAGAGGACGUCCAGCUUUGGUUGGGCUACUGGGAGAAACAUGGCAU